This is a messenger RNA of Zygosaccharomyces rouxii, 456 nucleotides long. RefSeq names its product mitochondrial 54S ribosomal protein mL49 (gene IMG2). The coding region runs from base 1 to 456 and encodes 151 amino acids. The record is from RefSeq and is a predicted model, not a curated record. Gene Ontology annotation, biological process: translation. Gene Ontology annotation, molecular function: structural constituent of ribosome. NCBI's taxonomy places the organism in Eukaryota, Fungi, Ascomycota, Saccharomycetes, Saccharomycetales, Saccharomycetaceae. The transcript has a single exon. Gene Ontology annotation, cellular component: ribosome; mitochondrial large ribosomal subunit.
AUGUUGCGUCUGUUACGCUUGAAGCAAUUGAACAAACCUCUUCUAAGACAAACUAUCAGGUUACAGUCUACUGUUGAAACUCCUAAAACUUUUAAUUGUAAUGAAGAAGCCGAGUUAGAAUACCAACCAGGGUUUGCGUUUUCCGUUUUUCCACGCAUCCAGGAUGUGCAUACCAAUGAUUUAGUCGGUAGCGAUUCCUUUGGUAAGGACAAGUAUUACGUGGAGAGAAGCGCUACUGGAAAUCUACCAGUUUACAUAGAUGUUAAAAAUGGUGGUAAUGUAUUCACUGAAUUGAGGAAGAUCCAUGGUAAUGUGAUGAAACUUAGAAAUGAUUUACAAGAGCAGUUACCUCAUAUUCCCAAACAAAAUUGGAAGUGCGUUGUGCAAUCAAAUAAAAUCGUAAUAAAAGGUGACUUUUCCCAAGAGGUAAAGCGUGUGUUGCAAACUACUUUCUAA